This is a messenger RNA of Nanorana parkeri, 1299 nucleotides long. It is a transcript of the gene DNTTIP1, whose product is annotated as deoxynucleotidyltransferase terminal interacting protein 1. Gene Ontology annotation, molecular function: nucleosome binding; DNA binding. The coding region runs from base 111 to 1034 and encodes 307 amino acids. Gene Ontology annotation, cellular component: nucleus. The transcript is spliced from 13 exons. NCBI's taxonomy places the organism in Eukaryota, Metazoa, Chordata, Amphibia, Anura, Dicroglossidae. The record is from RefSeq and is a predicted model, not a curated record.
UCCAGGCACAGCCGGCCGUUUCCAUGGGUACGGAAGGCGGCGCGUACUGAUGAUGUCAUCGCGCCCGUGUUGUGAGUGAUGUCCGGGGUCGGUGCAGACUUGGGAUAGAGAUGAUGAGAACCAGCAAAUACACGAUGCUGGGGAACGAGGAGGAUGGGGACCCCACCGAGCGAUCCUCACCGAGCCCCUGGAACAUCAUGAUUAAACAUCGCCAGGUUCAGCGCAGAGGACGGCGCGCUCAUGUAGCUGUCAGUUUUACUGACCCAGUUGUGUCCAUGGAUCUUCUUCGUGCAGUUCUGCAGCCACGCAUUAAUGAGGAAAUUCAGAACGUUUUCAAUAAAUACAUGAAGUUCUUUCAGAAAGCUGCUGUGAAUGUGAGAGAAAAUGUUGGGGAUCAUGUAAACCCGGAGCAGCUAAUCCGUGACACAUGUCGCAAUUGUCUGGAGCAGGCUAAGGUUCUCUUCACAGACAAAAAGAUAAUGAAGCCUAUCAUAGAGGUCCCCAUUAUGAAGCGACCAAGACAAGUAGACGAGGAGUCAAAUAUGCGGAGGAGUCCAGUGCCCAAAAAGAGGAAAGGACGCCCCCCUGUACUGAACUUCCACCCUGACCGAAAUUCCUUAGGACUCGCAUUGCUGAAAAUCAAGACUGCUGAUCCAAUCCGACGGGAAGGGCCAAAGUGGGAUCCAUCUAGCCUGGAUGAGAAAACGACAUUUGUGCUGGGGUCACAUGCCAACAAGGCUUUAGGCAUGGGAGGAACCAGGGGACGGAUUUAUACCAAACACCCAGAACUGUUUAAGUAUGCUGCUGAUGCCCAGGACAAGCAAUGGCUGACAGAACAGCAGCACAUGAAAGCCACAGGUGGCAAAAUGGUGUACCUUCUUUUGGACCGAGAUAUCUUGGAUUUGGCAACCACUGAUGAGUAUAGGGACUCGGUGGAGCUGAGGCUGGAUGAAUUGAAGGCAUUCGUAGCUCCACUUUGGAUGAUUGUGAAGAUGAGAAAGUACAUGGAGCUGGUGCGGACGGAACAAGAAUAGCUGCCAAAUGUUGUGCAAAUUAUUAUCUUCUUGAAAUAAUGUGGUUGACUUUCAUAAUUAUGAAAGUGGUUUUAUAAUGCCAUCUUGGCCAAAUGAAGAGUUCAGUCAUGGUGGGGCAAGGAGCAGUGAUGAUGAGCAGAGCAUGACUAUUCAGAAAUCUUCUUGUCUCAUCUGACUACAGUAAAGCGUAAUCUGAUUGUAUGCUAACGAUUAUUGCAAUGUGGAAAUUAUUAUUGCUCUCUGCACCAUCAUUUCUAAGGUUCCA